GGGAGGGGGAGUGUGUGAGUGAGUCUGGUCUGGUCUGGUCCUGGACUCCUGCUGCGGUACGGUCUCCUCCCCCUCCCCUCCCUCCUCCUUCUGGCUCCUUCAUCCUAGCGACCUGGUGGUGCAAUACGACCAAUGAAGGCUGAUGCUCGUCCCCGACCAGCGCUUCUCUUCCAUUUCUUUCUGGCAACUUGUUGGAAAGGACCGUCUGGACUGUUUCGCCCAUUGCUGGACUUUUUGGAUCCUCUUCCAAACGCACUCUGUCUCGAGCCCACAACUUUUUCUUCUCACUUCAGCUACACCUCGAUUCAAAGCACAGCAUUCAAGCGGAAGGGUAAAAAAAAGUUGAAUCCGGCCUGGACCUCGACAGCCCUGUUGAUCAUCAGUCGACUAACCCCAAGGCAUCCUGACCGUUCAACACCACCACCACCACCACACUCACCACAUGCUGUCGGCUGGUCCAGCUCGGAGCUACUAGGUACACCCGCCCACAGACACACCCCUGCCGAAUUGCUGCUCCUCCCCAAAAUAAUAUUAUUUCUCGCCCGGAGGCUUGUCUUUGCGACUCACUUUCUACCUAUCCAUUUGCCUACCACCGUCGAACAAUAACACACGAUACCACCGCGUCUACAGAUCACUACACUUUCACGAUA
Colletotrichum phormii is the source of this 650-nucleotide messenger RNA. RefSeq lists its product as uncharacterized. The transcript has a single exon. NCBI's taxonomy places the organism in Eukaryota, Fungi, Ascomycota, Sordariomycetes, Glomerellales, Glomerellaceae. The record is from RefSeq and is a predicted model, not a curated record. The coding region runs from base 133 to 606 and encodes 157 amino acids.